CGAUUCAUCGCAUAUUUCACAAGAUGAUUCUCAAAACUUAAAUUUUCUAAAAUCUCCGUGAUUAUAAAAAACAACAUUUAUGUUCUAGGAUAAUAUUAUCCUAGAUUUUUUUUUUGUCAACAGCAAAAUGACCACGGCCUGUGCGCUUGUGUGUUUCAUUUUGCUUUCGGUUUCUGUUUUAGCAGGUUCUCAUACUUUGACGGGGCUUGCAACAUACAUUAGAGGAGAAAGUGCAUUUAGUGCUUCAUUGAUGUUGGAUGACAUCACUGUAGGAUAUUAUGAUUCAGAAACAAAGAUCUAUUUUGCAAGAGGAAAUACUACAAACGAAGAUGAUGUCAUAGAUCCAAAUAUCGUCAGGACUGCAGGUGCAAAUGUGCUUAAUCAUUUUCAAAAAAUAUCACAUCUCCUGAAACCUGCCAACGAAACAGAAAGUUAUGAAGUUCAUCAGCUGGUGACGUUUUGUGAACAGAGUGACAAUAACCUUGGACAAAUAACCACCAAAACCGCUUAUCAAGGCUCUACAUUUGAUGAACUGCAUUUUUUCGAUGGCAAAUUCACAUAUCAGCUAUUUUCAAAUUACACUGAACCAGAAAAAAUACGGAAUCUAGAACGGUCCAAGUCACGUCUUGAGAAUUUCUAUUACCCAGCCUGUAUAAAAAUGCUGACAAAUUACCUUAAAACAAGAGAAACUCAAUUAAACAGAAAAGUGAAACCGCUAGUCAGACUCAUUCAGAAAGCAAACUCAGAUUCUGGAAGGUCUCGUUUGAGUUGUCUGGCAUCAGGAUUUUACCCUCGUCACAUCAACCUGACCCUGUUCAGAGAUGGGCAGCCUGUAUCUGAUCAUGAGAUCACUGGAGGAGAUCUGCUGCCCAAUGCUGACGGGACGUACCAGAUGAGGAAGAGUGUGGAGAUCAGUGCUGCAGACAAACACAAAUACACCUGCUCUGUCACACACCUCAGUCUGGACAACACUUUGGAUUUCAGUGAAUCAAAGAAUCAACCUGUGAUCCUCUCAGUGCUGAUAGUUUUGGCUCUGGUGUUGGUGUUUGGGACUGGAGUCGUCAUAUAUAUAUAUAUAAGGAGGAAGAGACGAGCAGAUUCAUCCAGAAGUGAUUAUUCUGCUGCUCCACCUGAAGAACACACUGAAACAACAGCGUAAUCAAAUGAAAUUUCAUGACUUGAUGCUACAUGGAUCAACAUCAUCAAACAAUCAAAAAAAUGAGUUUCGACUGUUGCUUGGGUUUAUAAUGAAAUAAUAUUAUUAGUUUUUAUGUAUGCCAUUUUUAACAGUUGUCCUUAAAACACAUUGUGAUCUGCAUACAUCACAAGUGACAUCACAGAGGUGUCCGGAUGAGGAUUAGGAGAGAAGUUUACAUUUCUUUGUCUCAACUUCUACUCAUCCCGUCACACAUUUCUAUAGUUAUCAUGGUUUAUAGACCUACCUGCCUCGCCGUUCCUGGGAUGUGAGCUGUGCCUGAUAUCUGCCCAUCAUACCGGACCAGUGGCAGUCGGCCGAUGUCUGCACUUCUCAAUUGCAUCUCCAAAGAAGGGGUGUGAAUCUUCAAAAUAUUAAAUCAUUGAAGUAUGUCCAUCAGUCACAAGUAAAAACUUAUGUCUCCCACGUUAUGGUCUUGGCUAUGGCCAGAUCUGUGUCUAAUUAAAUCUGUGUCUUUUAUUUUAAAUUACUUUUUUACUAGACACAAAUUUGAUUUCUUAUUUUUAACUGAGAUCUGGACUGGAGUGGGUGAGUCGUCUGUUUUUGGUGUCCUUUAGUAAAUAAAUAAUGUUGACGUUCGAGCACUCAUGCGUUUACAGCAAAUCCAAAAUGCUGCUGCAAAAGUGAUCAAGUCGGCAAAGAAAUCUGAAUCUUUGACUCCGUUAUUCAUUUCAUUAAAGUGGUUGCCAGUAUGACUUAGAAUUGUCUAUAAAAUCCUGGUACUUGUCUUUAAGGCUAUUUGUCCGGUUUGGUGACAAUCUACACCCCCUCCAGAUCCCUGAGAUCAGAGAAUCAACAUCUGCUGUGCACUACCAGGACAAAAUAUAAACAUAGAGCUGAUAGAGCUUUCUCUCGAGCAGGCCCUAGAUUGUGGAAUGACCUCCCUCAAUCUAUUCGAUCUGCCAAAUCCUUAUACAUGUUCAAAACUGUCUUAAAACAACAUCUUUUAAAUUCAAGUGAAGAGCAUUUUUAAAGGGGUUAGUGUUUAUGUAUGUUUAUGUGCAGGCCCGUCGCGACAAGGCAGGCAAACCAAGCAAUUGCUUGGGGCCCCGAGCUGGC
This is a messenger RNA of Carassius auratus (goldfish), 2275 nucleotides long. RefSeq names its product class I histocompatibility antigen, F10 alpha chain-like. Gene Ontology annotation, cellular component: external side of plasma membrane. NCBI's taxonomy places the organism in Eukaryota, Metazoa, Chordata, Actinopteri, Cypriniformes, Cyprinidae. The transcript has 7 exons. Bases 128 to 1159 code for a protein of 343 amino acids. The record is from RefSeq and is a predicted model, not a curated record. Gene Ontology annotation, biological process: immune response.